AUGAGGUUGGAGCAGCUUCGGUUACAGCUCAACUCAAAGAAGUCGCUCCUCGCACAUGCCAACGCCGUGCUGGCCGUGCGCAGAGCAGCGUUGGCGCACGCGGGAGCAGCCCCAGGGGCAUUGAAAGGAGAUGGUGUAGCACAGGGAGCAACCAACGCGGCCAGAAUGGGACCAAUGGGGUCGACAGGAGCAGUAGGAGGGGCGGGAGGCACGGGCAGGAUGGAGCAGGGAGGAGAUCGGACCAACUUGCAGGCUCUGGGCAACUUACAGAAGAUAGUGCAGGGCGCACUGAGAGCAGACCAGCAGCUGUGCCUCAAGAGGCUUUGGGACAUCUUCCCUUUCAAAAAGGUGCCCCUGCCGCCCAACCCAUCACCAGCCACCACUCGAUCCCCAACCCCUCCUCCAACCACCACCACCCCCAGCACCUCAGCUCUCCACAUGCCGUCCUCCUCCCCUCUCCUCUCCUCCUCCCCUCCUCUCAUCUCCUCCUCCUCCCCUCCUCCCCGCUUCUCCUCCUCUCCUCCCCUCCCUGAUCCUGGGGAAUUCACUCUCUCUAUCUGUGGCCUUCGCCUACCCUCCUCCGACGCUCACAUCCCGCUCAUCCCUCCCUUGGAGCUCGCGGCUGCAAUUGGAUGCUUGAUUCGUCUUCUGGAACUGCUCUCCAAGUACCUCUCCUUCCCUCUCCUGCAUGUCGCUGCCUUUGCAGCAUCAUCAUCCAAGGUGUGGCACCGGCAGUCCUACUGGUCACUCACUCCUCCCUCCAACCCCAGCUUCCUCUCUUCCUCCUUCGCCUGCAACUCUCUCUUUGACUCGUGGGCGGGGAUACCGCCUUCCCAGCUACAAGACGAAGCAGGCCACCCAAUGAAUUUCUUUCAUGCUUCAGCAGCCAAUCAGCAGCUGCCACCUGGCGAGAUCAAGCAGGUUCGGCGAGGGCUGCGGUUGCUUCGGAGAAGUGCUGCCUGUCUUGCCGCCGCCCACACCGGCAGGUUCGGGAUUGCCAAACCUGGAGAUGAGGUUCGGGGAGGAGGUGGUGCUGAGCUGGACGAGUUUGCUGAGCUGGCGAUGAUGAUGUCAGCUGCCACGCGGGACACGCGGUUACCCUUCAUGCGGUAA
This is a messenger RNA of Closterium sp. Naga37s-1, 1113 nucleotides long. The record is from the annotation of a GenBank genome assembly. NCBI's taxonomy places the organism in Eukaryota, Viridiplantae, Streptophyta, Zygnematophyceae, Desmidiales, Closteriaceae.